Exophiala oligosperma is the source of this 1872-nucleotide messenger RNA. RefSeq lists its product as uncharacterized. NCBI's taxonomy places the organism in Eukaryota, Fungi, Ascomycota, Eurotiomycetes, Chaetothyriales, Herpotrichiellaceae. Gene Ontology annotation, cellular component: cytosol; COP9 signalosome. The transcript is spliced from 2 exons. The coding region runs from base 112 to 1386 and encodes 424 amino acids. The record is from RefSeq and is a predicted model, not a curated record.
CACAGAUUCAUUAGAGGAAGAUCUUGGGGGAGCUACUUCUUCAGACGGUGUUGGUCGUUUUCACAACUUCAACCUUGGUUCAUUCCGGAACGUUCAAGCAAGCCUCCAAAGAUGGCGUCGCCAGAACUCACAGCAAUGUUGGAAUCGGUUGCAGACGCAACGUCCGCGGACAAGGCCAAUGCCUACAAUCAUCUCCUCGAGAAAUUGACUACUACGCCACCUGUGUCGGCCGAGCAACAUGCAGAAAACCUGAUCGCCUACAUUGAUGCCGUUCUCUCCUCGUCUCUGGGAAUCAUUGUCAUCCGAAACAUCCUCGCAACUGUCAUCAAGUCACUGUCCUCUGUCCCCCCCGAAGUCAAAGUCAAAGUGGGAAAACAUGUAGUAGAUGCUCUAGAUUCACAACUGGCAUCGUACGAAGAGCAGGAUGCGGCGGCCAGGGAGAUACUUGCACAAGGAUACGAGGCAGAAGAGGACUACAGCGAGGCUGCUAAAGCCUUACAAGGCAUAAACCUCGACUCAACCCAACGUCAAGUGUCCGACCGGUCGAAAGUGGAGACAUGGAUUAGGGUCGUAAGAUACUUUCUCGAGGAUGAUGAUACUGUGUCUGCAGAGUCCGCCCUGAACAAGAUCAAGAACUCGGCGGCCGCAGCACAGGAGAUGAAGGACGCCCCGGAGCUGCGUAUCUUGUACCAACUAUCGCAAGCACGAAUCCAGGACUCUCGUCGAGAUUUCUUGAAUGCCUCGGCAGAAUAUCUCACUGUUUCUUUCAAUACCAUGGCCGACGAGGAAGACCGGAAACGGGCACUCUCUGCCGCCAUCAAGACGGCUAUACUUGCUCCUGCCGGUCCGCAACGGAGCCGUACGUUGGCAAAUCUCUACAAGGACGAGAGAUCAGCAGAGACGGAUGAAUAUGGCAUCUUGGAAAACAUGUUCCUGGAGCGCUUGUUAUCACCAGCAGAUGUAGAAGCCUUUGCUUCAACAUUGGCUCCGCACCAACUUGCCUUGACUGCCGACGGUAGUACCGUACUGAGCAAGGCGGUGAUUGAACACAACCUGCUUGCAACUAGUCGUCUCUACGAAAAUAUCACGACGGCGACGCUCGCAGAGAUUCUCGGUUUGAAAGAUGGCAAAGAUGACACUGCGGCAGAAAAAGCCGAAGAUUAUGCAGCCCGCAUGUUUGAACAGGGAAGACUCAAAGGCGAAAUCGAUCAGAUCGCUGGAGUCAUCGUGUUUGAGGCCGUGCCUGGUGUUGAGCUCCAUGGGCCAACCCGAUAUCUACGCCAAUGGGACCAUAAUAUUCAGGGAUUGGUCGAAGAUGUGGAACGUUGUGCUGCAGGACUCAGUGAGACCUUUACGGAACUAACAGCAGAACAAAUGGUCCACUGAGAGGAUAUUUCGAUAUGCGCUCACUGAGUUAGCAACGAACAAACAAGCCUGAUCUUCGGGUGACAUUCCGAGGGUAACGUUACCCAUGACACUGUUGACGACCCCCUACUUUGCUGCCAAACAAGCGACAUUGCUGUGACAGCCACAUAGGUCGUCAAGUUACCAUUUGACAAGGAUAGGAUCCUUCCGGAAAGAGCUGCACGACGAAUGGCCUGGAUAGGACAAGGCCGCGUGUACGAGAUUGGGCAUUCAAAGCAACUCGUACCCACUAGACUAUCCGAAAGAAGAGGUGCUUGGUGUGCUCUUCCUGUCGAGGCUGCCAUGAAACGGGGAUGGAGAGACACAUCCAGUAAUCCGAUUAUGGAAUCUCGGUGUAUGAGAGGGCGAGAGCGAGGGCGAGUGAGGCGAACGAGAUGAGCGAGGUUGUAAGAAACAGAUGGAUAGACAGACAGCACGAGGUAUCCAUUGAAAAAGUGCCCAACCACG